This is a messenger RNA of Aspergillus novofumigatus IBT 16806, 561 nucleotides long. RefSeq lists its product as uncharacterized. Gene Ontology annotation, molecular function: protein binding. NCBI's taxonomy places the organism in Eukaryota, Fungi, Ascomycota, Eurotiomycetes, Eurotiales, Aspergillaceae. The transcript has 2 exons. The record is from RefSeq and is a predicted model, not a curated record. Bases 1 to 561 code for a protein of 186 amino acids.
AUGGCACGCUUGGAUCAAGUUCCACCAGAAAUUUUGAUGGCGAUAUUGGACGAGCUGCAUGUAUUGCAGCUUACGAUCGUGAUCCUGGUCAACCGACAGUUUUUCAAUCUCGGCAUCCGACGCCUCUGGCAAGCGCAGAAAGACAACUACCUCAUGAAGGUCCCAAAGGAUCGGCAGAGCCUGCGCAUCACUGAACUGGAGGACCACCUGAUAACAGAUUCAAAAGUCAUUGAAUUUCUGGCCACGUCUUCAACACUCGAGCGGUUGGAUCUGGAGCAAAUUUCCCCUGAGUUAUUAAGCGAUGCGUUGUCGAUUGAAGCGCCCUUUCCAAGGCUGAAUAGAUUGGACAUUGAGAUCUGUCACGACGCAGUGCCAUCGCUGGCUAAGCUUUUCGGCUCUGUUAUACAGCUCCGCGUGAUGCCGAGAGACACAGAGGGCUUGUAUAUCCGGGAAUCAGUCAGAAUACAACCCCUCUCGGACUUGACGGAACUGCGAACCCUAGAGAUCACUUUCUACGACAACGUGAUUAUUCCACCGGAAGAUCUCGUCUCGUCUCUCUGA